Penicillium antarcticum is the source of this 192-nucleotide messenger RNA. RefSeq lists its product as uncharacterized. Lineage: Eukaryota; Fungi; Ascomycota; Eurotiomycetes; Eurotiales; Aspergillaceae. The record is from RefSeq and is a predicted model, not a curated record. Bases 1 to 192 code for a protein of 63 amino acids. The transcript is spliced from 2 exons.
AUGUCUGUCAAACCCAAGGGCCAGCUUCUUGAAGCCGUAGUCUAUCUCAAGCGUGACAGCAACCCUCCGUUGGAAAUUGGAACGAAGCUUCCAGCUGGGUUCCUAGAUCAGAAUUCGACGUCGAAACGGAACGCUACGAUGGGCAUCGAAUGUUACCCAUUUCUAGCCAAGAGCCAGGAACAGGGGGCGUGA